Messenger RNA from Staurois parvus, 329 nucleotides. Lineage: Eukaryota; Metazoa; Chordata; Amphibia; Anura; Ranidae. The record is from the annotation of a GenBank genome assembly.
CAGCACCUAUGGGAGGCCUGUAAUCUGCCAGCAACCUAUGACAAAAUGGAAACCAGCAGGAGUGUGAGGAGACCUGAAAGUGGCACAUGAAAGUGGCACAUGGCAGAGUGGGAGCAAUGGGAGGCGGGUACAGGGACCCAUGUCACACUGUGGACCCAGCAGCAGCGUGACCAGGCGGUACGGGGGCCCAUGGCAGAUUUGGGGCCUGGCAGCACCUAUGGGAGGCCUGUAAUCUGCCAGCAACCUAUGACAAAAUGGAAACCAGCAGGAGUGUGAGGAGACCUGAAAGUGGCACCCAUGACACACUGUGGACCCAGCAGCAGCGUGAC